Cloeon dipterum is the source of this 871-nucleotide messenger RNA. It is a transcript of the gene BCAS2, whose product is annotated as BCAS2 pre-mRNA processing factor. The record is from RefSeq and is a predicted model, not a curated record. Bases 156 to 794 code for a protein of 212 amino acids. Lineage: Eukaryota; Metazoa; Arthropoda; Insecta; Ephemeroptera; Baetidae. Gene Ontology annotation, biological process: mRNA processing. Gene Ontology annotation, cellular component: Prp19 complex; catalytic step 2 spliceosome; precatalytic spliceosome. The transcript has 3 exons.
AACAUGCACAGCCCAUAGCCGAGCCCGCGUUUGGCUUUGAUCGUUUGUUGUCACUGCUUAUGGUUUUUCUAAUUUCCUGAUUAAAAAUCGUUUUUGCAUUGGACUACGAAAAACUUCAGCAAAGUGAAAUUAAAUUUGAUAAAGGAUCAUAAACCAUGGCAAACGAAGUUGUGGUCGACGCUCUGCCCUACAUCGAUCAGGGUUACGACGAGCCAGGAAUCAGGGAGGCUGCCCUUGCGAUGGUGGAGGAAGAGAACAAAAGGUACAGACCCACGAAGAACUACCUCGAGCACCUUCCGCAGCUGAACUUGAGCGCCUUCGAAACCGACACCAUGAAAAAGGAAUUCGAGAGAUUGGCCCAAAAGCAGCCGAUGGACCUGUUGAGCAUGAAGAGGUACGAGCUUCCCACGCCUCCGUCUGGCAAAAUGACGGACAUCUCGGCGUGGAGCGAGUGCGUGGACAACUCGAUGGCGCAGCUGCAGCACCAGGCGACUCGAAUUUGCAACCUCGAGCUGAUGCUGGAGCACAGUUGCGAGUCGUGGAAGAGCUACCUGGAAGUUCUGAUCCAAUUAGUGUUGAGCGCACAGAAACAGCUGCAGUCGCUGCGUAAGUCCAUCCAGGAGGUUAACUGGCAGCGGAAGAACGAGCAGCUGCAGGCCGGCGACAACCUCAAGGCCCUCGAGACUAAGUGGGUCGGACUUGUGUCUAAAAACUACGAAAUCGAGCAAGCGUGUGCGUUGUUAGAGAACACUCUGCGCUCUGAAGCAGCCGUUUCCGCUGAGAGUGGAGAGUAAAAUUUAAGGAUGCGGCUAACUAUAAGCAUUAAAUGGAUUUUUUAUUGAAUAAAUGAUUUGUGUAUAGUGGUACCUGA